Messenger RNA from Habropoda laboriosa, 437 nucleotides. RefSeq lists its product as uncharacterized. The transcript has 3 exons. NCBI's taxonomy places the organism in Eukaryota, Metazoa, Arthropoda, Insecta, Hymenoptera, Apidae. Gene Ontology annotation, cellular component: extracellular region. The coding region runs from base 6 to 437 and encodes 143 amino acids. Gene Ontology annotation, molecular function: chitin binding. The record is from RefSeq and is a predicted model, not a curated record.
UUUUCAUGCAAGAGUGCGAUAAAGAUCGUGCUCAAGCCUUUCAAAUGAAAUUCAUCUUUGCGCUGCAUUGCAUUUGCCUAAUUGCCACUUUUGCCGAUGCUGGUGUGCCAUUGCCUCAACCGGGAGACCCUCAAAAUAAUCUCUCGAAAAAUUGUCAGAUACCAAAAUGUCCGGAGACGAAAAUUGUAGGAGGCGAAGAAGAAGUAGUUGCUUUGCCUUAUCCCCUGGACUGUUUGCAGUAUGUCGAAUGUAGGGGAUCCCAAUCUCGCGUUUUGCCUUGUCCGCCCGAUGAAGUUUUCGACAAGAAGACGUUUUGUGAUAAAAUCGAACACUCGAACAUUGAGGAUGGCUCGGGGAUGGAGUCUGGGUAUAAAAACGAAGGUACUGUUUCUAGAUUCGAAAGAGUGGGUCAAGUGAUAUCGACCAUACAGGAGUAG